Messenger RNA from Plectropomus leopardus (leopard coralgrouper), 544 nucleotides. NCBI's taxonomy places the organism in Eukaryota, Metazoa, Chordata, Actinopteri, Perciformes, Serranidae. The record is from RefSeq and is a predicted model, not a curated record.
CGAUAUCCCACCGAUAAGGCCUACUUCAUUGCCAAAGAGAUUCUGACCACAGAGCGGACGUACCUGAAGGACCUCGAGGUCAUCACUGUGUGGUUUCGCAGCGCUGUGAUCAAAGAAAACGCCAUGCCCGAAGGCCUGAUGACCCUCCUCUUCUCCAACAUCGACCCCAUCUACGAGUUCCACCGAGGCUUCCUGAAGGAGCUGGACCAGAGGCUGGCUCUCUGGGAGGGACGCUCCAACGCUCACGUCAAAGGGGACUACCAGAGGAUUGGAGACGUGAUGCUGAGGAACAUGUGCUCUCUGAAGGAGUUCACCAGCUUCCUGCAGAAACACGACGAGGUGUUAACGGAGCUGGAAAAAGCCACCAAGAGGCUGAAGAAGCUGGAGACGGUCUACAAAGAGUUCGAGCUGCAGAAAGUCUGCUACUUACCCCUCAACACAUUCCUGCUCAAGCCCAUCCAGCGCCUCAUGCACUACAAGCUCAUCCUGGAGAGGCUGUGCAAGCAUUACUCCCCCUCCCACCGCGAUCACGACGACUGCAAGG